Hypanus sabinus (Atlantic stingray) is the source of this 2588-nucleotide messenger RNA. RefSeq names its product CAP-Gly domain-containing linker protein 3-like. Gene Ontology annotation, biological process: cytoplasmic microtubule organization. The coding region runs from base 153 to 1328 and encodes 391 amino acids. Gene Ontology annotation, cellular component: microtubule plus-end; nucleus; cytoplasm. The record is from RefSeq and is a predicted model, not a curated record. NCBI's taxonomy places the organism in Eukaryota, Metazoa, Chordata, Chondrichthyes, Myliobatiformes, Dasyatidae. The transcript has 12 exons. Gene Ontology annotation, molecular function: microtubule plus-end binding.
GGAAUGCGUCAGGGGAGGAAUCGCGAGUGCCGGAGCCAGGAGGUCUGACGCAGGCGGCGACAGAAAGCCCAGCAUCUUGGGCAGAGAGAGCAGGAGGAGACAUCCACCAACACACCGCAGAGACCAGCGGAGCCGCCCGGCUGCAUUUAAACAUGACGAAGGAGAACGUGGCAGAUGUGGCGUCUGAGGAGGAGCCCCUUGAGCCGCAGGAGCAGCCCGCGGACUUCCACAGCCCGGUGAUGGAGAGACGCAAGAAGCCCAUGGUUCACCCCUCGGCCCCAGCACCACUGCCCAAGGACUAUGCCUUCACCUUCUUUGAUCCGAACGACCCGGCCUGUCAGGAAAUCCUCUUCAACCCGCAGACGACCAUCCCUGAGCUCUUUGCAAUCAUCCGGCAGUGGGUUCCCCAAGUGCAACACAAAAUUGACACCAUCGGAAACGAAAUUCUCAAGAGGGGUUGCCACGUUAACGACCGAGACGGGCUGACGGACAUGACCCUGCUGCACUACGCCUGCAAGGCCGGAGCGCACGGCGUCGGGGCCCACAGCGCGGGUACAGAAGCCAGUUGUGCCCCAGGACGCCUCACUGCAGCCGUUUGCUCUUUGCAGGCCGGAACCCUGCGGUUCUGCGGCACCACCGAGUUUGCCAGCGGCCAGUGGGUCGGUGUGGAGCUGGACGAGCCUGAGGGCAAGAACGAUGGAAGUGUUGGAGGGAUAAGCUACUUCAUCUGCCCUUCCAAGCACGGUUAUUUUGCUCCUGUGUCUAAAAUCAGCAAAAUCCUGGACCAAACCCCUUCUUCAGUCACAUCGACACCCAAAACGCCCCGCAUGGAUUUUGCACGGAUGACGGGGAAGGCCAAAAAGGACAAGAAAGCCUUGAGAAGGAAGUCGCUGUCAGUGGGCAGCCUGGAUCCAGAGGACACGAAGAUCAAGAUUGGAGACCAGGUCCUGGUGGCCGGGCAGAAGCCAGGAAUUAUUCGGUAUUAUGGCAAAACGGACUUUGCACCAGGAUACUGGUAUGGGAUAGAGCUGGACAAGGCGACCGGGAAGCACGACGGCUCAGUAUUUGGAGUUCGAUACUACACUUGUUCCCCGAAGUAUGGAGUGUUUGCCCCUCCAUCCAGAGUGCAGAGGAUUGGGGGCCCUAAAACUCCUUCGGGUGAUGGAACCGUCAACAAAAAAAUUCACCAAGUAACAAUGACUCAACCCAAGAGGAACUUGGCGACUGUGAGGACCCCCAAAGAUAUUGCGUCAGAGAGCUCCAUAUCCAGCCGAUUACUUUUCUGCUGUUGGUUCCCGUGGAUGUUGAGAGCAGAAAUGCAGUCGUAAAACAAACAAAAACCUCCUCACAACCUCCUCACCCUUCUCCUCAGACUCUGUUCUUCCUCCUCAACUUCUCUUCGUUAUUGUGCUUCGGAAACAGUCUGCGGAUAACGGUCUCGUUACUAGUUCACCCAGUUACAGACAUAGUUGACUCUAGUGCCUUGAUCCCAAUGACGUAUCCCUCCAUUAACAGUCGUUUCAGUAGAUGGAAUAACCAUUCAUUUGAUACACUGACUGGAAGAUAUAUAUAUAUUAUAUUAUAUUAUCACUUCACCUGCCCAUGACUUUCCUCUGGCUCCCCUCUUCCUCCUCCUUCAAUGGUCCACUCUCCUAUCAGAUUCCUCCUUCUUCAGCCCUUCACCUCUUCUGCCUUUCACCUCCCAGCUUCUGACUUUAUUCUCCACCUUCCCCUCACCUGGUCUCACCUAUCACUUGACUGGUGGUACUCCUUCCCCCUCCCUCCACCUAUUGAUUCUGGCUUCUUCCCCCUUCUUUUCCAGUUCUGAUGAAGGGUCUCAGCCAGAAUGUCGACUGUUUAUCCCUCUACACAGGUGCUGCCUGACCUGCUGAGUUCCUCCACCAUUUUGUGUGUGUUGCUCUGGAGUUCCUAGCAUCUGCACAAUCUCUUGUGUUUACCUUCUAGCUCGUCCUCCUUCCCCCCGCCCCGCAACUUUUUUUUAUUCCGGAGUCUCCCCCCUUACUUUCCAGUCCUGAUGAAGGGUCUUGGCCUGAAACACUGACCGUUUAUUUCCAUCCAUAGAUGCUGCCUGACCUGCUGAGUCCCCCCAGCACUUUGUGUGUAUUGCUCUUUGGGAUUUCCAGCAUCUGCAGAAUCUCUUUUGUUUAUACACACACGUAUAUAAAUAAUAUAAUAUAAUAUAAUAUAUAUAUAUAUAUAAAAUGUAAUAUAUAUAUAUUAUAUGCACAAUUAUAUGAUGCUGGUUUGUGGUUCCUGUUUAACGAAUGACUGAAAAUACUGAUUAAAAACUAAUCGUCACAAUUAUGGUGUGUAACUUAAAACCCAGGAUAUAUGUACUCCCUCUGUUUUGCAUUUUUAGAUCCCAUUGAGGCAUCAAUUGUUUCACUUAUAUACAAAGGAGGUUAAUUGAAGGGAUGGUGACGUGAGAUUUUACUGGGCCGGUGAGAUUCUGGGGGUGAUGUGUUCCUGAGUGAUUCACUUUAUGUCAAAUGGGAUCUAAUAGAUUUUAAAAAAAAGCUGUUUAUUAUGUAAAGUAAGACAAAGCAAAAUAAAGACUAUGAAAAGUU